Molecule: messenger RNA, 2306 nt
Organism: Ostrea edulis (European flat oyster)
Lineage: Eukaryota; Metazoa; Mollusca; Bivalvia; Ostreida; Ostreidae
Product: nuclear pore complex protein Nup85-like
Exons: 22
Coding region: 108-2069 (653 amino acids)
Biological process (GO): protein import into nucleus; positive regulation of DNA-templated transcription; mRNA export from nucleus
Cellular component (GO): nuclear pore outer ring
Molecular function (GO): structural constituent of nuclear pore
Source: RefSeq, a predicted model, not a curated record
UGAUUUAAAGCCCGAGAACUCUGGGUGAUCCACGAGUGAAAACGACGGAGUACUUACGAUGGGAACUGUGCUCUUUUGGAAAGGAGAUCGUUUUUUAACUGUGCAAAAUGGCGGAGCGGGAAAGGGAGAUACAAACAUGUUUGAUUUCGGACUCUUCAUGCCAGUAUGGAUUGCAAUCAGUUUGGGGCACCGGGAACCAGUUAUUUGUAUUUCCAGGCAGAAACCCUGUUCUAUAUUCAGAGAGAAGACCAGCCACUGGUAAACGGGAAGUGAUUCAGGAAGUUCAAUGGGACAUUGAUCUGCAUCACCCUGUUCUCAGGAAAAUGGUCAACGAUUCACACAAUAUAUUUGUUACCCUUCAGCGCAAAGCGACCCAGUUAAAUGGAGCAGCCCUUCAUGAACAAAUAUUAAAAUCAAGCAGACACUACAGGGCUACACAGAAAGCUUACCUGAAGGAUUUGGAUGAAAUGAUAGAGAGCACACGAGACGAGGACCAAAGACAGCAGUACACAGAUCAGAUGAAGUUACUGGACAUGUCUGAGCUCAUCUGGAGUCUGUGUGAAAUCCUCUUCAUAGAGAGCCCUGUUGGUGACCUUGUUAUUCCCCAAUUACUGGAGUGGCUCAAGAUCCACUUUACGAUGGCAGAGAGAAUGUUUGGUGAGCUAGUAAGGGAGGAACAACCAGAACACAAAUCUACAUACUGGGCUACGAUAUUUCGACUGGUGCUACAAGGGCAGGUAGAGAGGGCAUGGCGUCUGCUCUCUCUUCAUUCAGCAAGCCAGACGGAGGAUUUCCAGACUCUGAUCAGCUUACUGAAGAGAAUGCCACUGUUGACACAUUUGUACAGAGGUAGUUCUGUAACAGAAUUUGACAUGAAAUGGCGACACUGGAGAGAUGAUUGUCAAAGAAACUAUGAGGAACAGAAAUUCUCAAUCAAUGCAAAUCUAGAAACUGUAGUCCGGAUACUGUGUGGUGAAGAUGCAGUAUUCAGUGAAUUGAAGGAGUUUUGUGACCCCUGGUAUCACAUGUUGAUAUCAAAAGCCCUAUACCAGGACCCCACCAUCAAAGCAUGUGAUCUACAUUAUUAUGUCCAGGGCUGUCAGGAUGAAUACAGAAACAGCACAAGACUGGGAGAGCUGGACAACAUUCUCCUGUCAGCUAUAGAGUCAGACGUGUACCAAGUCAUCAAGGAUAGCAGGACUGUGUUCAGCAAUGGUUGGUUUGUAGCUCAUUUGACAGAUCUUCUACAACACUGUGGACAGUUAGAGGCUUACAAAUUACAGUUUGGAGCUGACCUGCGGGAAUUUCUUCUGCUAGAAUAUGCAAGUUCCCUUAUGUCACAUGAAAGUUUGUGGAUUGUUGGAGUUAGUUACCUUGACCAUUGUGCAGAAUUUGGAAGGAAAUAUCUGGAGUUAUUCCUAGAUCGCAUUCCAGUAAAUUCUGAGAAGAAAGCAAACAAAGUACUUAAGAUCUGUGAGGACCGUAAAAUGACAGAACAAGCAAAAAGUAUCUGUAAAGUGAUGGGAAUGAGGUGUAUUAAGAACAAAAGAUUGGGAGCUGCUCUUACAUGGUUUUUGAGGUCAAAGGAUGUUGGAUUUGCUACAGUUCUUGCAGAGAAAUUUCUUCUUGAGUACAGUGAGAGUGGAGAAUUUACAAAUCUUGAUCUCAUAGAUCAUUUAGGACCUUCCAUGUUACUAAGCAACAGGCUAACCUUUUUAGGAAAAUAUCGUGAGUUCCACAAGCUUUAUAGUGAGGGGGACUACCUAGCAGCUGCUGAACUUCUUCUGGCUCUGUUACAAGCUCGUCUGGCUCCCAAACAGUUUUGGAUAACAUUGUUGAUUGAUGCACUUCCAUUACUGGAAAGAAUGGAGCUCAUCUUUAACAGUCAACAAACAUAUGAACUCAUGCAGUGCCUUGAAGAACUGACCACUGAAUAUAGACUGGAGAAGAAGACAGAUAUCUUGGGAUUCACAGAAGCAAGGAAAGAGCAGUUGGAUGUUUUGAAAUUAGCACUAACUAAGAAUUUGGCCAAAGCCAUUUUACAAGAGGGGACAGUGAAAGUAGUCUAGUUACAAUUUGGAUAGAAACUGAAGGCAGCAUGUACAAUGAUUGGUUUCAAUAUCUAGGACAAGAAUUCGAAGAUCACAUAUACUGAUACACAUGAUUUAAAAGCAUGUGUUUAUCUGACUGUGAGUGUUGAGAAAGUGUUUCAUGUGUUGGUUGUUUUGGUUUUUUUUACUAAGAAAUAUGUCAUUUACUGUCUUAGUGUAAGUAACAAGAUGUCACACAUUAAAAUAAAAACCAGA